Molecule: messenger RNA, 6978 nt
Organism: Chelonus insularis
Lineage: Eukaryota; Metazoa; Arthropoda; Insecta; Hymenoptera; Braconidae
Exons: 5
Coding region: 519-5084 (1521 amino acids)
Biological process (GO): regulation of GTPase activity; signal transduction
Cellular component (GO): cytoplasm
Molecular function (GO): protein binding
Source: RefSeq, a predicted model, not a curated record
AGCACGUAGAUUAUUUCUUUCAAAGAAAAAAAACUUUCUCUAAGUGAAUUACGUCAUUGUAACAAUGACAAUUCUCUGAUUCUCUAUAACCUAUCAUUAUUGGAGUUCCAUUGAUGUUUGUAAAUAGUAGUAGUGAUACCCAAUUUUACUCUAAAGUUCCUUUUACCUUUCGAAGUUUAUAAUUAACAGUGUACGAAUAAAAGUGCUUUGAUAUUCUGUCUAAGAUACAAACGCAUAACCUUAACGAAUGUUGAUCUAUUUUGUGAAUUUUUUACUUCAUUAAUCCAUGUUAUUAAUUAGAAUGAAUGAUUAUAAUAUAGAUAAAUUAUUAACAUUUUAUUUGAAUCAAUUUUAUUAUGUAGAAAAUUUUUCUUCAUCUUAGAAAAAUGAAUGUUAAUUAAAUUUUAAAUAAACUAGUACACGGAUGGAGUGUGUCAAUUUAACAGUAUAGCUUUAUAAAUAUAAUUGUUAUUCAAAUCAGUGCCAAUAAUCCAAUAAAAAUGUAAUCUGGCAUUGUCAUGAGUGGAUUAGACCUGGAAGAGCACUCUUACGUGAAAGUGCUCUACGACUUUCAAUAUAAAACAGCAGAGGGUCGAGAUAUAGUUAUAAAAAAGCAUGAAAAAUUAUAUUUACUGCAAAAAACCAAUGCUGAUUGGUGGCAGGUUAUUAGAAACAAACAGCAACGAUCCUUCUAUGUACCAGCUACAUAUGUUAGAGAAGUUUCAUCAAAAACAUCUAGAAAAACCUCUCGAGAGGAUAAAGCAUUUAUACCAUUGGAUGCAUCUAAAUAUAAAAAUAUGCCUAAGGAAACAUCUAGUGCCAUGAAAAAUGUCAAAAAAUGGCUGGCUGGAUCAGCAGAUGGCAAGCAAGAGGCUUCAAAGUCUAUAUACGUGACAGAUGAAUCUCAUAAACAUAAUGCAAUGGAUUACGCCACGCGAGCCGAGUUAAAAGUUGGACUAGCAGCUAUUAAAACCAAGUCACUAGAAAGAGAUAAUGUGAAAGAGAUAUCUGAUCAUAAAGAAAGUUCAAAAGACAAAAAAGUAUUAAAGGAAGAGAAGAAAAAAACAUUAACUGCAAUGAAUGUAUCAGAUGCUGACCAAAAUAAUGUUAAAAUUUCUAGGUCUUUUUCAACUAGCCCUAAAUCCUUUGAUUUACAGUCAAGAAUGGAAAUGACUCUACCAGAUCCUUUCCGACAAGAACUAGAAAGCAGCUUAGAUAGAAGACGUAAGAAAUCCGAUAAUCCAAAUUACGAAAAGUUUUCACGAGAGAGUCGUGAUCUGGAAGUACCUCGAAAAACACGAAUUAGAACAAAAUCUUCGCACUCCGAUGAUUCUCAAUUAGAUAGUGAUAUUGAUGAUAAAUUUCUCUUACGCAACAAUAAGAAAUCUAGAAGAUUAGACAAACCAGAGUCAAAACUUAGUGUAUCUUUACAUGAUGAACUCAGUAGUGAUCAUCAAAAUCCUAGUAUAUCAACUAGAAAUAGUCGGAGUUUAGAUCUAGAAUCAAAACAAUUUUGCAUGCGAACUGAGAGAAGUUUAAGUCCAAAACUACCAUACGGGCGCCAGCUGACACUUGUUGGACAAGCAACUGAUGAAGAGGCUAAUGGAAAUAAUAGUGGAGAUUAUAAAAUUCUUAAUGAUAAACGGAGAACUUGGGCUGUGGAAGAACUUAUGUCAGAGCUUACUCAAAUGUGCAAAGAAAGAAAAAAUAUCUCUAAAAAGCCAAAUUUUCAAUUGAAAAGCACUGAAAUUAAAGAUAAUUUUAAUCCAGUUGAUGAAUUAACAAAAGAAUUGCAUGAAAUAAAUUUACAAAGGUCUGAAACAAAUACUCCACAAAUAGAGCAUCGAUCAAAUGAUAUUAAAUUAGUUGAUGCACCGCCAAGUAAUAUUUGUAAAAUCUCUAUUAAUUCAGAAAAUAAACCUUUUAUUGAAAUUGAUUCUUCUACUGCUCAAAAAUCUUUAAAAGAAGAUGAUGAAUAUGAAGAUAUCACAGAACAUUUAAAUAUUUCUGAAACAUCUGAUAUAUCAGAUAGUUCCACAGCUUUUCGUUUUCCUAAACAAGAAAAUCAAUUAAAAUUUACAAUUCGCACUGAAAUAAUUCCACAAAGUAAACCACUGAGAUCACCGAAGUCGCCAAAGAUAUUAGAUGAGUACAAUGAGGCAAAUAUAUUAAAUGAUUGUUCACCUGACGAUUCAUUCAGUGAUAAUCGAUCAUUAUCAUUAGAUAAACGGCUACGUUAUCGCAAGUGUACAACGAAUGAACCAAGUUACUCAACUACAGACAAUGAUCAUGAGUCGGGUUACUCUAAUAUUAAAAUACAUUCGAGUAAAGUUAAAAUGCGUUCAAAAAUAAAAUCGAAUAAUUCAUCUAGCGAAUUUAAAUUAACUCCAUCAUUAGAAAAACUUGCAAGUGAAAUACAGUUUCUCCCUGCAAGAAGAACCAGUAUAGAUAAGACAAAAAAUACUACUAUAUUAAGUGAAAGUAUGAGUGAUGGUGACGCGUACGAUGACAGUGGGAUUCAUGAAGAUACUUACAGGUCUGAAGAUUCAUGGAAUGGUCGCAGGCAUUUAAAAUACUCAAACAGCUUUAAAAGUAAACGAGAAGGAAGGUAUUUUAAUCAACGAGAAUUUUCUGAUGAAGAAGAAGAGAUGAUGGCAAAUGCCAAAAAGUGUAGCUUGAAAAAAAGUUCCACAUUACAUUUUACUACGAUACCUGAUAAUUAUCAACGCUUUCGAAAUAAAAAUGAUUUUGCAUCUACUUCAAUUAAUGCAUUAAAGAGAAAGAGUAGAAGUCUAAGUGAUUUUCGAUGUUUGGAAGAGGAAAUUAUUAUAGAAUAUAAAAAUUAUCCUCAAGAAUCUCCUAAAUCAAAACCUAUACCCUUACCACGAACAAAAGUACCACUUAAUCCUGAAGAUUUAAUUCCUUCAAAAGUCAAUGAUAAGAUAGUUAAUAAUGCAGAACAAGUGAAAAUUCCAGCUCCAAGAAAAAUAAGCAAAAGAAUGAAUAAUUCUACUGAAAAUCUUUGGGAUAGAUUUAAUUCGCAUGGAAUGACUGUAACUGAUGAAAUAAAUAUCGAAUCAAGCACUGCCGUCGGUUUCAAAACACUUUUGUGUACAUCUGAUAGCGGUUCUGAUAAUUGUCUUCAAUCGAAAGAAUUGCUCUCAAACAAUGAUGACAAUGAUGAUAAUAUAAAAAAUCAAAUUCAAGACAAAUCUAGUUCAAAUAUGAAUUUAAAUAAAAAUAAAGAAAAAUUGUCACGUGAUAGUCCUUCAGACGAUCAUAUACUCAGCUCAAAUGCAAGUUCUGAAGCAUUACAAAGUCAAUCAGAAUCCGAAGUUACAGCAGCUUUUGACGCUUCUUCUCAACCAAGUCCUGUCAAUGCUCGAGUCGCUCAAGAUGGUUAUGAAUGUACGAUUAAUUUACCGCCUGGGUGGACGCAAAAGUAUGAUCCACAUACAGAUCAAAUUUGCUUCGUUAACGAACAAGGAAAUAAGUGGUUUUCUUCAAAUGACGAUGAAGGAAAAAUAUACUUCUUUGAAGAAAAUAGCAAUGAGUCUUCUUGGGUCCUUCCAACAAUAACAGCAGAAAAAAUGCAAACUAGAACUGCCCAGAAAGAAUAUCCAUCACUAGAAGAAAGUAGCAUUUCAAACGAGUUUAGCCAAUGCGAAAACGUGCUUAGUGGUGUUCAACAUGGAAAUCAAAGUAUUAUUAAUCGAGAUCUUAUAACUAAAAAAGCAGGGAGUCUACUGAAUGACUGGCCGCAACUUUCAUUUGAUGGUAACAUGAGAAUAUUGAAAGAAGGUCCUCUAAGUCGUACGAAAAUUACAGAAAAUGGAAAGAAGCUUCGAAAAAAUUGGAAUACUUCAUAUGCUGUUUUAACAGAAUUAUUUUUACUCUUCUUCAAAGACUCAAAAACAUUCAAUACAAUGAUGAAGAGUGGUCAAUCUCCAAUGGCAAAACCUGAUAUAUCUGUUGACUUGAAUGGUGCAUCAAUCGAGCCUGGAGAACGAGUAAGCAGUAGGAAAAAUGUAUAUAUGAUUGGUACAGUACUUGGACUUCAAGUACUCAUACAAAGUGAUAAUACUUCUGUUGCUGCUGAAUGGUUUCAAGAAAUUCAUGGAGUCAUACAGAAAUUGCCAUUUAGCUUAACUAAAAUCGCUUCUGGUCCGUCUGAAACUCGGAAGGUCAGUAAUUGCAAGUCACCUUCAGAAUCGAAUCAAUCAGAAGAUUCCAAAAAAUCAUCUAAGGUCAUCAGAUCUCGAUCAAUGAAAAGUAAUUAUUCUUUAUUUAAGCAUGUAAAAUUGAUUUAUUAUCACAAUAACUUGACAAAUAUUAUAUUAAAUUUUUUAGCUGUUAAAAAGCUAGAUGAUUCAUUAGAAGAUCUUAGUGUUACACCAGCGGAACGACAAACCAAAAUUAAAGCCAAACUUCGUCGAUUUUUCUUAAGACGUCCUACUGUUGAAUCUUUAGUAAAAAAUGGUAUUUAUAAAGAUGAACCAGCAUUCGGUUCAUAUUUAAAAGAUGUAUGUCCUACGGAACCUCCAAGAGUACCUAUAUUCGUAAAAAUAUGCAUUGAAGUAUUGGAAAGUAAUGAAGAAAAUAUGAAGACUGACGGUUUGUACCGAGCAAGUGGCAACUUGAGUCAAAUUCAAAAAAUACGUCUCCAGGUUGAUCAAUAUAAGUUGAAUGUGUUACAUCAAGAAGAGGAUGUUCAUGUGUUAACUGGUGCGUUAAAAUUAUUCUUUCGUGAAUUAAAAGAACCUUUAAUACCAUCAAGUUUUUUUAAAGAAGCGUUAAAUGCAAGUAUGUUAAAAAAAACCUCUGCUAAAGUUCAAUGUUUUCGUGAAAUUGUUAAAGCUUUACCACCUCCCAAUUAUGAUACUUUACAAUUUUUAUUAAAACAUCUGCUGAAAGUAACGUCAUAUCAAGAUUACAAUCGUAUGCAUAUACCAAAUCUUGCGAUCGUCUUUGGACCGACGUUAAUGUGGCCGGCAGAAGAGAGUGCAAACAUGGCUUUAGAUCUUAUGCAACAAAAUUUAGUUAUCGAAUGUCUUUUAUCCGAAUACAAUCAGAUUUUCAAAUAAAAAAUAAUUUAUUUUAGAAAAGAUGCGUUGUUAAACGUGAAAGUAUCGCCAUCUUUGGCUAUUCAAUCAUUCCGACAAGUAUAAUAUGUUCAAAGUAUUUAGCGUGAUAUAUAUUUUUUGGAGAUAUUCCAUUAAAAGAAGGGAGAUAUUAUUAUAUUGCGUACGUACUGUUUCUUGAGUAGUAUCAAUAAAAGUUAUGAUAAGACUUGAUUGUAAAGUCAAUGCCAUUCUGAUUGCGAAAAGUAUUUCUCUUUUUCAUUGCUACAACUUGAUACUGUGCACAAAUAAUAACAGAAAAAUAAUUUUUUAUCUUAAAUAAUAUAUUUCUGGUGCAAGCAUGUGCUCGGAGUAAUAAAUUACGGAUUUUAAUUAUUAUGUGAUUGUAUUUAUGUAAAUAUCCUAAAAAUAAAUUUAUUAAUACAGUCAAUUUCGGGCAGCAGAAAAAAAUUCAAGUUAAUAAUAGCCAAUGAUAGCCAAACAUCAAAAUGCUAGGACUAAUUUACUAUUUUAAGUUUGGAUUGUUAUUCACAUCGUAAAUAUUUAUCAUGGUUGGCGUAUUAUUUAUGUGUGCCUAACCCUUACAUUCCCUAUAAAUCGACUGUGAAAAGUUAAGUAAUUUCCAUUUGUAAGACGUCCAUUAUAUGUCAUUACUAUUUCACUAUAUCUAUAUUAUUUUUUUAUAUUAUUUUAUUUAACUUAAUAAUAUAUUUUUUUGCACGUUAAAACAUUUUAGAUGCAUAUAGAUAUGCUUUGAAAUUUUUUUUGGAAUUCAUUCAAAGUUGGUAAAAUAUAAGAGAAUAUUACAGUGUUUAAAUGUAUCAUUGUGGAUAGAAUCGAUUAAUAAUGUUCAUAAAUUUUUGCUGUUGUAUAUUUUAGAGAAAAGAAGAAUUAUUGUUCUUAAGAAUUCUUAAUAUUACAAAUGUUUUCUCGCUGCUUUUUAGUGGCAGCUUUAAUCUUUAAAUAUGCAAACAAAAUUGUAAAUUUAUGUAAAACUACAACUGCACUCGAUUAAUGUUUAUUGUUAAAUUAUGAAAUGAUAUACAGUCUAUUGAUAGGAAUGAAAAAAUACGGUGUUGGUCUUUCAAAGAUAUAUUUAUCUCGAAAUAUGUAAAACGAGAGAGAGACUUCAUUAUAUGAAUGUUUAAUAGAUCAUAGACUAUAUUUAUUUUUAUAAAUCAUAGUAUGGGUUAUAUUGAAACGAAAAUUGUAAUGAAGGGAAAAAGGAUUCACAUUUAAUAAUAAUCAGAAAAUUAUAUGAUUUUAAUAGCUAAAUGCGAUUAUAAUUGAUAUUUAUUGCAAGUUUAGUAAUUCAAUUUUUUGUUCAAUUGCACAAUCAUAUCAUUCAUCGUUCAUAUUUGCUAAGAGUUUAAUAGUCGAGUGUGUAGCGAAUUCAUCAUUAUUCUGAUUAUUCAAAUAACUAUCAACCAUAUUUUAAACAUUUUUUCCUUUCAUUAUUACUAAAUGGUUGUGUUAAUAGGUAAAUUAUUACGUCAUAUAACAUACCAACGUUUUAGAAUUAAGAUUGUUGUGUGAUUAAAAAGUGAAUAUAACUAAAAAUUAUUGCGACUAUUAGGUCAAAAAUUCUUACAAACCACCAUUUAGCUUCCAGUAGUUUUCAAAAGAAAAUUAAAAAUAAUAAGAAAUUAAUUGAAUUUCUGCUUCAAACAAUUUUAAAUAUGCAAUCAAAAAGAAAAAAUCUAUCAUUACAAGAUAAAUAGUUGUAAAAGAUCCAAUUUGUAUAAAAAGAGUUUUAUUGUCUGAUUUUUAAGCACUUUUUUCACAUAAUUUGUAAAGUACGUAAUUUAUUCUUUAUUAAAUAUUUGUAUGGAACUUCUGCUUUAUACUAGUUUAUAGUAUACGUUUUAAGUCUAUAUGAUUACGUUAAAUCUACACU